AUGUCCCCCUCCGCCAAUGAUCAGAAAAUACAGGAUGAAAAGUUCCUCGAAUACAUCUACACCCACCUAAACAAACAGUUGAUUCCAUCAGCCAACCCCGAGUACGAAAACAUGGUGCUCGGGAGGCCAUACAACCCAGUGGAUCCAGAGUUAGUGGUCAAACGAUGCUUGGUCAACGACUACUUAACCUACUUCAAUAAUGAAAUCACCCUUUCCGGUAUUAUGAAAGACCAUGCUGCAAACGAACCAAACUCCCUGACAGAGCUUUCCCUUGCCAAAGAUCCCGAGUUUCCAGGACUUGAGGACAUGGUGGCGACGAUUACUGAUUUGCAAAAAGCCUCGAAGUUCCCACAAUUAUUACAAGAUAAGCGCUCCAGGUUCUUAAACAAGUACGUCUUGGGGAAAAUGGGUAGAAACUGCUUCUUCGAACCCCCAGUAUUUUUCGAUUACGGCUUCAACACCAUUGUCGGCGAUAACUUCUAUUGCAAUUUUAAUUGUGUCUUCCUCGACUGCUCGUUGAUCGAGAUUGGUGACAACGUCAUGCUCGGCCCAGGUGUCAAUCUCUUGACUGCCACUCACCCAUUAUCUUCUGCCGAAAGAAACUUCAAAGGAAUCGAGCUCAGUUAUCCCAUCUAUAUUGGAGACCAGUGCUGGUUGGGGAGUAACGUAGUUGUGUGCCCAGGAGUUAGGUUGGGAAAGCGAUGCGUGGUUGCUGCUGGCGCCGUGGUGACCAAAAGCUUUGAUGAUGGCUGUUUGUUGGCAGGUGUUCCUGCUAAAGUCAUCAGAGUCAUCGAUGAAUCAGAAGAUAUUGACGAAUUUGUUCGCCAGCAAAAGCAAGAGUUGGAUAGAUUACAGAAUAUUUAG
Saccharomycopsis crataegensis is the source of this 864-nucleotide messenger RNA. RefSeq names its product acetyltransferase. The transcript has a single exon. NCBI's taxonomy places the organism in Eukaryota, Fungi, Ascomycota, Saccharomycetes, Ascoideales, Saccharomycopsidaceae. The record is from RefSeq and is a predicted model, not a curated record. The coding region runs from base 1 to 864 and encodes 287 amino acids.